Molecule: messenger RNA, 252 nt
Organism: Meloidogyne enterolobii
Lineage: Eukaryota; Metazoa; Nematoda; Chromadorea; Rhabditida; Meloidogynidae
Source: the annotation of a GenBank genome assembly
GUAGGUGAAACAUCGUUCAAAGCUUAUCAAAAUGAAAAUUUAUAUCAAUCAGUUAUAAACUGUGAUGGUUGUGGAAUGGGAAUUCAUGAAAGGCAUUUACUUUGUUUAAGCAAAAAUUUAGAGAAUUUAGAGAAAAGUUAUUGGCAUGAAAAUUGUUUAACAUGUGUAAAAUGUAAUAAAAAUGUUGGAAACGAUAAUAAAUGUUUUGUUCAUGACGGGCGAAUAUUCUGCAUUGAAGAUUAUUCUAUGUAA